Aureobasidium vineae is the source of this 2547-nucleotide messenger RNA. Lineage: Eukaryota; Fungi; Ascomycota; Dothideomycetes; Dothideales; Saccotheciaceae. The record is from the annotation of a GenBank genome assembly.
AUGCAAGAAUCAAAAAUGCAGCUAGUCGACUGGCUAGAUGACUUGUGUGUCCGCUUCAUCAUCAACCUACCUCAAGAAGAGCUCGAGAGCGUUGCCCGAAUCUGCUUCCAGGUCGAGGAGGCCCAGUGGUUCUAUGAGGAUUUCAUCCGUCCCACCGACCCCUCGCUACCUUCGCUCAACCUACGCGACUUUUGUCUUCGCAUCUUCCAACACUGUCCCCUCCUGUCCACCUUCUCCGACUCGCAACACACCGCCGCCUACCAAGAGUUCCUCGCCUACAAGACCCGUGUCCCUGUCAGGGGUGCCAUUCUGCUCAACCAUGACAUGGAUCAGGUAGUCCUCGUCAAGGGCUGGAAAAAGAGUGCCACAUGGAGUUUCCCUCGCGGAAAGAUCAACAAGGACGAGCCAGAUCUCGACUGCGCCAUCCGUGAGGUCUGGGAAGAGACAGGCUACGACAUUGCUGCUGCUGGUCUGGCCAACGACGACCAGAAGUACAUCGACGUGACCAUGCGAGAACAGCAUUUGCGAAUGUUUGUCUUCCGCGGUGUCCCUCUCGACACUUAUUUUGAACCAAAGACGCGCAAGGAAAUCAGCAACAACCGUGUCAUCUCGCACCAACAAGAUGGCAAUGCUGAGAACGGCACUGUAAGCGCCAACAAACUGUACAUGGUUGCCCCCUUCUUGCCUCCGUUGAAAAAGUGGAUCAACCAACAAAAGAAGCGUGAUGCCGCUCGUCAAGUACAGGUCGAAUCCGUUGUUGAGGAAUCUGUGGAUAUUCCCUCAGACGCACCUGUUGUGGAUGCGCCUGCUGCAAACGCUGCCUCUGAACUCAAACGCUUGUUGAGUGUCAACGUGCCAGGUCAGGAACCACCCCAGACGGCGAACGGAGAGGGAAACCAGGCAAAUGCACUGCUAGCCAUGCUUCGUGGGAAUGCUUCUACCGGUGGACUGGCCCCUCCUACAAACAACGAUCUGCCGCCAGCAACGCCUCUAGACCAGGUCGUAAGCACCCCUCCAGAGCCUGGGACUCCGCACUACCAGCAUCACCAACCUUCGCCUGCCGUCAGACAGCAACCUCCUCCAGGCUUCCCCUUCCCUUCACCUGCUCACCAACGCAAUGUGUCUCUCCAUCCACCAGGCUUCUUUGGUCAAAACGCUCACGAGAGCCUGCAACGCGUCAUGCCAGCAAUGUCACACAUGUCUCAGCAACCUCCGCAUGCUGUCGGCCAUAUCCAUCCUCAAGGUCCGCAUCCGUCUAUGCAACAGCAGCUGUUCCCUGGCGGUCAUCCUGCGCCAAUUGCCCACGGUCCAAUUGCUCCUUCAGCCUCUCAGUUGCCCGCNCCCAGGCUUAACAACCAUGCCAUGAACUUGUUGNNAGGUGCUUUCAAGGCUCCUUCACAGUCGCCUAUCACUCAUAAUGCCAUGCCAUUGGGCAAUGGCUCCAUGUCNUACCCGAGUCCCCAUCAAAGCCACAUGCAGACCCAGCAGCAACAGCCUUCCGGAGAAGCACAGCACACUCGUAGAAGAUCUGCACACCAGAACUCUUUGUUAGGUCUCUUCAAGUCUCCCGAUCCUCCCAGAGCGACUCCGGUCUCUCAGGUCCCUCAAACAACUCUUCCGUUCCAUAUUGCUCAAUCUCCUGCUCCAUCUGCACCCACACCAACGGCACCAACCCCUCAGCAAAGAAAUGCAAACUUGGCAAUGUUGACAAGGACGUUACCAAAGGCCAAACCGACUCCCUCGCCUGCACAGGCAAAGAUGGAUAUGUUCCCGGCAAAGCAAGUCGUACAGGAAGUUCAAGCAAUACAAAACAGAGCAACGCCGGAGGCUUCGAGCAAAAAAAUUGCCCCCGAUGCCCCGCGCGCUCCAGUGUCGAUUCUACCACGACCUGGAUCUGCGUCUACCACGGCGGCUACUAGAGGUUCCUCGGGUUCGCCUGCACCUCCGCCUUCUGAGUCGGUCCAAACUCCACAUAAAUUACGACGAGGCAACAAGAGUGACUCACCGGCCAAUUUCACCAUUUUGCAACGACCUUCGCCCAGAGCUGAUCAUAAUGGAUCACCCGAGAUGCCUCAGGUCAGACAGCCGCCUCCUUCUAAGCAGGCUACACCAAAGCAAGCAGCACCCAAGCAGUCUGCUGCAAGGCAGACGCAAGAAACACCCAAGCAAUUCCAGCCGCAGAUCCUACAAAGGCCAAAGAUAGAGAAGACAGCGGCUAGUCCAGGUGUGGAACAAGCACUACAGCACCCUGGAGAGCAACGUAAUGCACUCCUCGCCUUGUUCGCAAAACAGAAUCCUGGACUUUCACAGGCUGAGAGUAGAUCUGGAUCAGCCAUGUCGAACAACUCAGGAGCGCCUCUGCCAACGGAUCCGUCAAUCUUCAGGUCACGAUUGGCCAGCGCUUCUUCGGUGGUGAGCAAUGGAGGGGAUAACGAUGGACUUAGGUCGCCAUCUACUCCAGUGGAAGCUAAAGGAUUCCUGCUCGACUAUCUCAAUGGCGUGGUGAAGAGCGAGAAGAACAAGGGUCCAAAGAGAGGUCCUGUUUGA